This is a messenger RNA of Cucurbitaria berberidis CBS 394.84, 2521 nucleotides long. Its product is annotated as acetyl-CoA synthetase-like protein. The transcript is spliced from 3 exons. The coding region runs from base 412 to 2382 and encodes 656 amino acids. Gene Ontology annotation, molecular function: long-chain fatty acid-CoA ligase activity; long-chain fatty acid transmembrane transporter activity. The record is from RefSeq and is a predicted model, not a curated record. Lineage: Eukaryota; Fungi; Ascomycota; Dothideomycetes; Pleosporales; Cucurbitariaceae.
GGAGUCUGGGUCGAAACUUUGAUCAGCUUCCACGAAGCAGCAAGAUAGAUAGAAGUAUGAAAAUGGCCAUGGACAAGACAAAAGGACAUAUAUUGUAGACACGAAAGUGAUGCAUAAGGACCCAAUAUCGGAUGUUAGUCGAGGCCAAGCAAGUGUGGGGCUUAGCUCGUGGGGUACGCUCCAUGGGGCAUAGUGGAUGGGUCCUAGUGCACAGCCGCUGCCGCCCAAGAAACCGAGGGGGGUCGGCAAUUCAUCACCUGCGCUGGCGUCGCAACACGAUGCGUCGCGACUUAUUAGGAUGCAUUGAUAGCUGCUAGAGCUGAAGCAUACUUUUCCAGCUUCCUGCAUCUACUUCUUUUCUUCACUCUGAUCCAUUUUGCAAGUGAAUUUUGUAAAUACUACUAUUCGGUUAUGGAUCUUGUCGCACCCGUCGCAGGAGCAAUUGCUGGCGUCAGCGCUGCCGCCGCCUAUCUCGAUGCUAAAUACCACAUUACCAAAGACAUAAGCGGUAUUCGUGGCCAACGAGCAGCACAACGCAUUCAUGAGAAAGCCGUACGAGGUGGGAGCCAGAGCCUCUGGUACCUAUUCGAAGCCCAAGUUCGCCGCCUCCCGUCAAACGAAGAAGCCAUCUGGUCUCGCAAUGGCUGCUACACCUGGGCCGAGACGUACGCGAACGCAUGCCGCUACGGCCAAUUCCUUCUAAACAAUGGCGUGCAAUCGGGCGACCUUGUUUCCAUGUACAUGACGAACCGACCCGAGUUCCUGUUCGCACACCUCGGGAGUUGGUCUAUUGGCUCGGCACCCGCGUGGAUCAACUACAAUCUCAGUGGCGAUUCCCUGGUACAUUGCCUGAAAGUGGCGGCUACCAAGGUCAUACUUGUGGAUGAAGAUUCCGAGUGCCGGGAGAGGAUUGAGGCUGUCAGAGAGAGGUUGGAGGGCCAGUUGGGUAUGACCAUCGUCGUUUUGGACGCGCAACAAAAGGGAGAGAUCUCGCGCAUGGAGCCUAGGAGACCGGACGACGAGCUUAGGGCCGGUGUAAAGGGGAAAUUUCCCCUCUUUCUCUUCUAUACGAGCGGCACGACGGGUCAUCCCAAAGCAUGUCCCUUCGAAACGCAAAGAGGCGCUGCUCUUACUGGCCGUGUAGGCGCAAUGGGCAUGAAGCCAGCACCCAAUGGCGAUAGGUGGUAUGUCUGCAUGCCUCUCUAUCAUGGUACAGGAGGGACAACGGCGCUUGUCUGUAUGAUCUCUGGCAUACCAUGCUGCAUCGGUACCAAGUUUUCAACAUCACGCUUCUGGACCGACGUCCGAGACUCACGAUCCACCGCCAUCGUAUAUGUGGGAGAGACAGCCCGAUACCUUCUCAACAGCCUACCAAGCGAGCUUGACCGAAAACACAACGUUCGAAUCAUGUUCGGAAACGGCCUACGCCCAGACGUUUGGCACCGUUUCGUGGACCGCUUCGGAAUCGAAGUCGUUGGCGAGUUCUUCAACAGCACCGAAGGCGUCAUGGCCUUGAUGAACGGUUCUCGCGGCCCAUUCACAGCUACUUCUGUCGGGCAUCAAGGCGUUAUCGACCGAUGGCGAUUCCACAACACCUACGUACCGGUCGAAAUUGACUUCGCUACCGGCGACCUUCUUCGAGAUCCCAAGACUGGCUUCUGCAGACGCAAAUCCUAUGAGGAGGGCAGUGAAAUCCUCGUCCAAAUGCCCAGCGAGGAGGCUUUUGUCGGCUACUGGAACAAUCCAGAGGCCACGCAAAAGCGCUUCGAGCGCAACGUCUUCAAGAAAGGAGACCUCUGGUACCGCACGGGCGACGCCUUACGCCGCGACGCGGAUGGUCGUUGGUUCUUCAUGGACCGCCUAGGUGAUACUUUCCGCUGGAAAUCCGAGAACGUUAGCACAGCAGAAGUCAGCGAGGCGCUUGGCAGCUUCCCCGGCAUCCAAGAAGCAAACGUGUACGGUGUUGAAGUACCAGGCUACGACGGACGAGCAGGCUGCGCGGCUAUCCACAUCGAUCCUUCGCACCGCGAUUCAUUUGACUUCAACGCGCUGCUAGCACAUGCCAAAGCAAAACUGCCAAAGUAUGCAGUGCCUGUCUUCUUGAGAGUGCAGAAACAGCAGACUACGAUGCAUAACAAUAAGCAGAAUAAAGUCCCGUUGAGGAAUGACGGUAUUGAUUUGAGAAAGAUUGUAGAGAGGGCGGACAAGGAAGCGCGAGAGCAGGGAGUCGAGGCGGUGGAGUACGAUACAGUGUACUGGCAUCCUGCGGCCCUGGGGGCUGGCAAGGGUGUAGGGAAAGAUGACAAGGGCUAUGUUGUCUUCACGUUGGAAGAUUGGGAUAGAUUGAGAAGUAGUGUGGAUGGUGGGGCGGCAAAGUUGUGAAGUGCGAUGUCCGUGUAGUUGCCCAUUGUCUUGGAGAUCAUUCUCGAUUUGUACUUUGUAGAAUUUCUAGCUCUGAAUGCAAUAAAGUGUAUAUGUAGCCCGGCCGGCUCAAGCGGUGGCUCCAGGUGGUUAUGGCUUG